This is a messenger RNA of Sodiomyces alkalinus F11, 561 nucleotides long. RefSeq lists its product as hypothetical. The transcript has a single exon. NCBI's taxonomy places the organism in Eukaryota, Fungi, Ascomycota, Sordariomycetes, Glomerellales, Plectosphaerellaceae. Bases 1 to 561 code for a protein of 186 amino acids. The record is from RefSeq and is a predicted model, not a curated record.
AUGUCGGCAGGCAUGCCGAGGGCGAGCACAAUGGCGACGCGCUGCAAUUCACCACCGGACAGGUUCUUGACCUCCUGGUCGAUGAAGUCGUCCAGCUUGAGGGGUUUGACGACGUCGGUCUGGAACUGGGGCGACAGGAAGGCGGCCUUGAUCUUCUUGAAGAAGAGCUGGCGGACGGUGCCCUCGAACUUGGGGGUGAUGGUCUGCGGCUUCAUGCUGAUGCGCAUCUCGGGCAUCUGGGACUUGGUGUCGGGCUUGAGGGCGCCGGCGAGCAGGCGACAGAAGGUGGUCUUGCCGGUGCCGUUCUCGCCCAUCAUGACGAUGAUUUCCGAGUCGGUGAACUCGCCGGCGUCGAUGCGCAGACGGAAGUUGCCGAGCAUCUUCUCCAUCUUGGGGUACUUGAAGGCGCGGGACCUGUCGAGGGCGUAUUCUUCGGUUCCUUCGGCGAUACGGAAGGUCAACGACUCCUCGCGGAAACGCAGGUUCUCGGUGGGGAUGUGGCCGUCGAGGAAGAUGUUGAUGCCCUCGCGGACCGACUGCGGGAGGGUGACGACGCCGUAG